Molecule: messenger RNA, 1068 nt
Organism: Fulvia fulva
Lineage: Eukaryota; Fungi; Ascomycota; Dothideomycetes; Mycosphaerellales; Mycosphaerellaceae
Product: NADP-dependent alcohol dehydrogenase 7
Exons: 4
Coding region: 1-1068 (355 amino acids)
Biological process (GO): alcohol metabolic process
Molecular function (GO): alcohol dehydrogenase (NADP+) activity; zinc ion binding
Source: RefSeq, a predicted model, not a curated record
AUGGCAAGCGACAGCCAAUUCGAAGGAUGGUGCGGUCUCGACAAGCACUCGGCUGAGGGCAAGAUAGUCUGGCAAGGCUACGACCCCAAGCCAUUCAACGAAGACGAUGUCGACAUUGAGAUCAGCCACUGCGGUGUCUGUGGUAGCGACAUUCACGUCCUGCGAUCCGGAUGGGGACCAACAGACUACCCUGUGGUAGUUGGCCACGAGAUCGUCGGCAAGGCAAUCCGUGUCGGCAAGAACGUCAAGACCGGCAUCAAGGAGGGUGACCGUGUUGGUGUGGGCGCCCAAGCGGGGUCCUGCCUUCGCCGCGACUGUGACCAGUGCCAGUCCGAUGACGAGCAGUACUGCAAGAACAACUUCGUGAUGACCUACGGCGGAAAGUGGCCGGAUGGAAGCAAAGCGCAAGGUGGAUACGCCAAGUACUGGCGUGGACAAGGCCACUUCGUCUUCAAGAUCCCAGAAGCCAUCCCAUCCGAAGAGGCAGCACCUAUGCUGUGUGGUGGUGUCACAGUCUAUGCGCCACUAAAGCAGAACGGAGUUGGCCCUGGCAAGCGUGUCGGAAUAAUCGGUGUGGGUGGACUAGGACACAUGGGCUUGAUGUUCGCGAAAGCUAUGGGAGCGGAUAAGGUCGUCGCCAUCUCGAGGAACCUCAAGAAGAAGGACGAUGCUCUCAAGAUGGGAGCCGACGAAAUGAUCGCCACAGAGGAAGAAGGCUGGGAGACCGCACACGCCAACUCCCUCGAUGUCAUCGUCAGCACCGUCUCAUCGCCCAAGAUGCCACUAUCUGGCUACCUUUCCCUGCUCGAUGUCGGCGGCACACUCGUCACAGUCGGAGCACCAGACGACCCACUGCCAGGCUUCGCAGCUUUCGCGUUGAUCAUGAAGAAGGUCAAGAUCGUGGGUUCUCUGAUCGGCUCGCCAGCGGAGAUCCGGGAGAUGUUUGAACUGGCUGCCAAGCAGAACGUCAAGCCUUGGAUUGAGAAGAGGCCUAUGAAGGACGCCAACCAAGUUGUGGUCGACUUUGAAGAGGGCAAGCCAAGGUACAGAUAUGUUCUCUGCAACUAG